GGAAGCGCGUCCAGCGGUGAUCGCGGAUCCUUUCCUGCCCGGGUCUCUAGGGGAGCGGAGGAGAGGAGAGAAAGAGAGCCGCCUCAUUCUUAUUGAGAGCCAGACCCUCUCAUGGCCAUGGCUUCAUCUCCCGGGACCCCAGUUCUUUGUAGUGGAGGAUCAACAGCGGCUGAGCUUCCAACGCAGGAUUUGGUAUCAUUUGAGGAUGUAGCUGUGUUUUUCUCCGUGGAGGAAUGGGCUCUGCUGGAUUCUGAGCAAAAAGCCCUGUACCGAGAGGUCAUGCUGGAAAACAAGAGGAACAUUGCCUCAUUAGGUGACGGAUGGCAGAUGGAGGAUUCUGGCCAAGGAGCAGUUGUACCUUUACCAAAAGACAAAACAGAAGCUACAGAAAAGAUGUAUGGAAAGCAAAGUUCUGAGCAAAACCAGUUAACGGGGGAGCUGGAGAAUUGCACUAGUUUACCUUGCCCAGAAACCAAUGUCUUACUGGACACUGAUGAUUGCCAUGAAAAAGAAGUGUGUUCAAGGUGUGGGAAGAUACACUGUGAUGAAUCUGGAAGAUGUGACUGUUGCCAAAGCCCUGCUGGAGAGAAACAAGAUGAAAGCAGGCAACACUCCAGAAGGAACCUUCCUCCUCCCUUACAUGAAAGAAUACAAGAAGGAGGGAAACCAUACAAAUGUACAGAGUGUACAGAAAUGUUCAGUACAAGCCGCUCUCUUGCUUUGCAUAAGAAGAUUCACAAAGCAGAGGAUCUACACAAAUGUCUCGAUUGUGGAAGGACCUUCAGUCAGAAAUGUGAUCUUACUUCACAUAAGAGGAUCCACGAAGAGACGAAGCAACAUCUGUACAUUAAUAGGGAAAACAGUUUCAGAAGCAGCGCCUCCCUUACUUCACAUCAAAGCCUCCACAGAGAGGAGAGGUUGGAUCAACUCAGGGAGGGUAGAACGAGGAUUACCCACAGCAAGGGACUGAAUUCCCAGGAGAAAAGUCCCAGUGGGAAGAAAUCAUAUAAAUGCCUAGAAUGUGGGAAGAGCUUCUGCUCUGCAAGGGACCUCACUCACCAUAAUAGGAUCCAUACAGGGGAAGAGCCAUAUCAUUGCACGGUGUGUGGAAAGAGUUUCACACGCAGAGGGUAUUUCAAUUCACAUAAGAGGAUCCACACUGGAGAGAAGCCAUAUAAAUGCACAGAGUGUGGAAAAUGCUUUACGACCUCUAAUGUCCUUUCUUCCCAUAGGAGGAUCCACACAGGGGACAAACCCUAUAAAUGCUUGGAGUGUGGAAAAAGUUUCAGCAGAAGCAGCAAUUUAAGCUUGCAUAAUAGGAUCCACACAGGGGAAAAGCCAUAUGUUUGCACGGUGUGUGGAAAGAGCUUCGCACGCAGAGGGUAUUUCAAUUCACAUAAGAGUAUCCACACUGGAGAGAGGCCGUAUAAAUGCAAAGAGUGUGGAAAAUGCUUCAGACUCCCCAAUGCCCUUACUUCCCAUAAGAGGAUCCACACAGGGGAGAAACCCUAUGAAUGCUUGGAGUGUGGAAAUAGCUUUAGCAGAAGAGGUGCUCUAACUGUACAUAAUAGGCUGCAUAAAGGGGAGAAACCUUAUAAAUGCCUUCACUGUGGAAAGAACUUCAGUGAAAAGGGUCAUCUUAAGUCACACGAGAGGAUCCACACGGGGGAAAAACCAUUUCAAUGCAUGGAGUGUGGAAAGAGCUUCCGUUGCUCUUCAAUCCUUACUUCCCAUCACAGAAUCCACACAGGGGAGAAGCCCUUUCAAUGUCUGCAGUGUGGAAAGCGCUUUGCCCAUUCUGGUGGCCUUCAUGUCCAUGAACAGAGCCACACAGGGGAGGAACCAUACAAAUGCCUGGAGUGCGGAAAGAGCUUUCGUAGAUCCAGCCACCUAACUUACCACAGAAAUAUACAUACUGGAGAGAAACCAUAUCAAUGCACCAAGUGUGGGAAGAGCUUCAGUAAUUCACGUAGUCUUACUCUCCAUAAAAGGAUCCACACAGGUGAAAAGCCUUGUAAGUGCACUGAAUGUGACAAAUGUUUCACCUAUUCAGGGCAUCUCUCUCGCCACAAAAUGCUCCACACUGGGGAGAAACCAUUUGAAUGCCGUAUGUGUGGAAGGAGUUUCAAAACAAAAUAUAGCUGUAUCAAACAUAGCAGGACCCACACUGGGGAGAAACCAUAUCAGUGCCAGGAGUGUGGAAAACGCUUCAGUGAUUCUGGAGCACUGACGAUCCACAAGAGGAUUCACACAGGGGAGAAACCGUAUAAAUGCACGGAGUGUGGCAUGAGUUUCAGAAGAGGUGAUUGCUUUGGUAUCCACAAGAGGACACACACUGGGGAGAAACCGUAUACAUGUCAUGAGUGCGGAAAAAGCUUUAGACGUAAUGAUUCACUCAGGAUGCAUAAAAGGCUCCACUCAGGGGAGAAACCCUAUAAAUGCCUGGAGUGUGGAAAAUGUUAUAAUGAUGGUAGUAGUCUUACCUCCCACAAUAGGAUCCACACAGGAGAGAAACCGUUUAAAUGCAUUGAGUGUGGAAAGAGUUUCAAAGAUGGCAGGAAUCUUAUCCUGCAUAAAAGAAUCCACACAGGGGAGAAGCCUGAUUAGUGUGUGGAGUGUGGAAAAAAAAUGGAGAACCGGGAGUAACUUUAAUCAACAAAAGACACACAGCAGGAAAAAAUUAUGUGAAUUGGUUUGUGUUGAUUCUCAAAAUUUGCUUCAUGUCCACAGACGUUUUGCAGGAGAAUUCUGGAGAAAUGCAUGGAGUGUAGGAAGGACUUCCGAAGCAGCAGAAACAUCUUGAUCCAUUAAAAAGAAGAGUUCCUUUGUAGAACUAGGAAUUAACUUUUGUUUAUUUGAUCUCUGCUAGAGUAGAGUAGAAUAAGAUUAGAAGCAAUAAGAAUAGAAAUGGAAUAGAAUAUAGAAAUGGGGAUGGGCAGGAAAUUCUCAUUGGCCAAGUGAGAUUGGUCAUACAAGGCAUGUGUCUCCAAUGCAUAUGUUCUCAAGUGUACAUAACAUACAACAAAUGAUCAACUUUUGUCAAUGCAAAGAGCAAAGGGAGGGAGGGAUUUGGGAACUAACACAUCUGGAUGUCUAUGGAGAUUCUCAGUCAUCCAGGCUGUGGUUCUCCCAAAGGUGCUUUUAUCAAAAGGCAACUGGAC
Molecule: messenger RNA, 3161 nt
Organism: Pseudonaja textilis
Lineage: Eukaryota; Metazoa; Chordata; Lepidosauria; Squamata; Elapidae
Source: RefSeq, a predicted model, not a curated record